Tilletiaria anomala UBC 951 is the source of this 757-nucleotide messenger RNA. RefSeq lists its product as uncharacterized. The transcript has a single exon. Bases 66 to 647 code for a protein of 193 amino acids. NCBI's taxonomy places the organism in Eukaryota, Fungi, Basidiomycota, Exobasidiomycetes, Georgefischeriales, Tilletiariaceae. The record is from RefSeq and is a predicted model, not a curated record.
CAUGGCGAUUAUUGGUAUCGUCACUCAGUCAUUGAGAUUGGAGCAUCAAGCAUCAGGCAUUAGGCAUGGUAUGGCAUGGAGCGGGCACUCGGCAAGUGGACGACGGGCUUGAUGCCGUCCUAGUACAGUCUCUUCGAGAACCAAACCCCGUCAAACUAGUACAGUUUGCUCGCCACACGCGCGCAUCCAGACCGCUGUAUGAAGCUUCCAGACGCAUGCUCGCGUUUCCCACCAGACUAAGGUUGCCGCGAUUCGCAAGCGGCCCUGUUGAGUGUCGCAACUCGUAUUGCCACUUCGUUUGCGGCCGUCGGUGUGACGGUGACAGGGGAGUCUGUCAAACAAAACAGCACGUUUUAGCUUGCCAGACGGCUUUAGAGAGCUGGAAGCUGCUGACAGGACAGAAGGCAGCAGGAGGCAGGGCAGACAUCUCAAAAAAGGCUUGGCCGGGCGCUGGCGGAAGGAUGGAUCACCCCAGGGUCAGCACUACCCCGCACUCCAGUCUUCGAAUUACUCGGAGUAAGCGCAUCAACUGUUGCUGCAACAGUGCCCUGCAAUGCCUCUUUGCAUGUAGCGACGCAUGUGGCCUCUGUGCCUGGUUCUCCACAUGGGUGAUUGCAUCAGCUUGCACCUUUUCUCACCUCGCCUGAGUCAGUUCCUGUUUGUUGGAAGCCCCUUUGAGAUUAUAAGGUUUUUGGUACUUCGUUGUCGGAGCUUUAUUAUUAGGCACUCAUAGCCAUACGGGUUGAUUUCGUUAGUC